AAAAAUUAAAAAAUAAAACCAUAAUCGCCGCUGGUGUCUUUCCUCUCUGCAAGAACAACCGCUUAACCGACACAUAAAUUCAUACAAAAUGAUUAACAAUAAUUUGGAUUAUGAGCCAGCGGGUGUUGUCACCACCAACACCGCAAUAGCCAAUGGCGCGCCAGCAACCAGCACAACGUCAGCAGCCACAAUAUCACCAACAACGGUGAACAGCAACAAUCGCAACAGCAACAGCAACAGCAAUCAUCACAACGUCGACAACAGCAGCUACUUUAAUCGUUUCGACAAUCGCAUUGCCGCCAAUUUGGCUGCUGUGCUGACCGGCUCACGUUUCCGCUCAUCCUCAACAUCCUCGUCAACGUCCACACCAUCAGCAACGAAGACAUUGCAGCGCGCAAAGAAUGCGAAUAACCUACGCAGUUCCGCACAGCGUUUCUCGAAUUCAAGUACAAAUAUGCAUACAGUUGGCAAAGCCAACAAGGGUCAGCAUUGCAACGGUGUCUCUACGUUGGGUGCUGGUGGUGGUGGUGGUGGCGCUGGUAUUCGGCAGCCACCCACUCAUCUGCAGCUGCAUAAAGGCGGCGGUUCGCGACCUUCAUCGCCCGUAGUUGCCGGCUCAGUGGGGCGCAAUCGACGACCGUUGCAUUUAUUCACGCAGGCGAACUUGAACUGCAAUGAUAACGAGAAGGCUGUGCAUACACCACCCAGCUCGGACGAAGACAACUCACCCACAGAGCUGAAUAAUUGCAAGCGUUUGGUCGACAAACCGCCUUUGGUCAAACGUUUAACUAUGGGCCUCUUGCGUUCGAAUGAGGAGUCAAGACCGCUUGUAAGCAUACCCACACCUACCAGCACAACAAAUACAAACACCCUUUGCAAUGCGAAACUGCACAGCUCGACGAGUAAUCAGAUUUAUUCAAAUGGUUAUAUUAACGAAGAAGCCUUUGAGCCGGAGAAAUUUAUUGCCAGCAAAUUUGGUGAUUCAUGUCGGCAGUCGCUGACAGCUAUACCCAUGUUGGAUACCGUGAAUUUGAAUGACAAUAGUGAAUUCAAUUUGAAGAAGCGUUAUUUACGUGAAACGAGUAGUGCAAACUCCAGCCCAAAAAUAUUCGCCAAUCGCCUGCGCAACAACACCUUGGCCGUUGCUCUGCGUCCCAAUACCACCUCCAAUUCCACCACAAACACCGCCACAACAACGGAUGCCUUAGACGAGACAGAGGAAGCAGAUCUCAAGGAUGCUUCCUGGUUUCAGGCUGGCAUUUCACGUGACAUAGCCGUCGAAGUGUUGUCCAGCAAAAGUCCUGGUGCCUUUUUGGUGCGCAAAAGUACCUCCAAGCCUGGUUGUUUCGCCUUAACACUGCGUGUGCCAUCACCACCGGGACCUAAAACGGCGAACUAUAUCAUUUUGCGUACAGCGAGAGGUUAUAAAAUAAAGGGCUUUCGCAAAGAGUUCUCCACGCUGCAGGCGCUAAUAACCCAUCACUCGGUUAUGCCUGAGCUGCUGCCAGUGCCGUUAGCCUUGCCACGCCCAACAAAUAUGACAUCAUCACGUAGAAAUAUUGACGAUUUCGAUACUUACGAUUCUUUGCAGAUGUUAGUUAAGUAUUUACGCGCGAAAACUUUGGAAAAUGAGUAGAAAUAAUGCAAGUGAUAUAGAGUGAAAUGAGUUGGACUUACCUGAUGUGAAGAAAGCACAAAGCAAACAUAGUAAACUAGAAAGAAGGAAGCAAAAGUAUAAAACAAUUACAACCGAAUAACUAACACCACUCAAAUUUAUGUUAUGUGGUUUCAGCCACUUCCGCUAAACUCCUCGUACACAUUAAUCAGCUGCAAAAGAACAAAAUUCAGUAAUCAUCCCUAAACGUCAAAAAAAAAAAUUCAAAAUAAAAUAAAAAAAUAAACUAACAAUAAAAGUUAUACAUUUUCAUAGCUUCAUCCAAAAACAAAGGCAGACUCAUUCAAUAUCCCCACAAAAACAUAAAUAUUCAAGCUAUUUGUAGUAGGAUAGUUAUAUGUAGCUAUAGUAUAUGCUAGUUAUAUGAAAGUAAAUAAAAAAGUUUAUAAAAAAAAUGUGAUAUCAUUAAGUGACACUACGUACAGAGUUAGCUGAUGCAUACGCCGGCAGCGUCAGUUAUGCAACUACUUAUAUAACUAGUUUACUUAGUAUGUAUGUAUUGUAUAGUAUUUAAUGUUAAAGUUGUUUUGUGUGUGUGUAACUGUUAAUGAAAAGAAAAUGCAUGCACACGCUUUUAUGCAUUUAUGUGUGUAGGUAUUUUUGGUCUAAGACAAAAGUUUGAAGCCUAUUUAGACACUUUUUGAAUACACUGUAAAUAAAAUUUAUUUUCUGCAAAA
Messenger RNA from Ceratitis capitata (Mediterranean fruit fly), 2352 nucleotides. RefSeq names its product protein sprint (gene PVRAP). NCBI's taxonomy places the organism in Eukaryota, Metazoa, Arthropoda, Insecta, Diptera, Tephritidae. The record is from RefSeq and is a predicted model, not a curated record. Bases 89 to 1636 code for a protein of 515 amino acids. The transcript is spliced from 5 exons.